This is a messenger RNA of Tricharina praecox, 1196 nucleotides long. RefSeq lists its product as uncharacterized. The record is from RefSeq and is a predicted model, not a curated record. Lineage: Eukaryota; Fungi; Ascomycota; Pezizomycetes; Pezizales; Pyronemataceae. Bases 330 to 1055 code for a protein of 241 amino acids. The transcript has a single exon.
GAGCUCCCGACACCCAACGGGAUCGACAAGGAAGAUGCCAACAACGGACAACUGUCCCUUGUUUUCCGCCGCCAGCACCAGCGCUGGCGGCCAGGAUCCUCUGCAAGUCUGCAACAACCGGAAUAUAUCAACACCAAUAUUGCGACACCGAUAUCCACAACUAUUAUACCACCUCCCCCUAUACCAACCGUCACAUGGCUAUGCAAGCCAAGAUGUGUUGCCUCACUGGCGCCCUCAAGUCCUUCCUCCUCCCCAACGAGCCCUCCUCGCCGUCUCUCGAGCUCUCCCCACUCCCCUCACUCGCCUAGCGCCCCAUACCCCAGCAACACAUGGAGUACCGUAUGCAUGGUGGAGCCAACACCGAAGACGCCAACCGCCUAUUGUCCACCACCACCCACCAUCUGGGUAUCCGCUCCAAGAUAUUGAGCAAGCUUCACAAGCUCCACCAUCUCCUCCUCCAUCAAGGCCAGAAGCCGAAGGUGAAUUCGAUCGCGAUCCCAAGGAUCGUACUAACCAGACUAGACGGCACGAACAUCGCCGAGCCGACUGAGGAGCCCAUGCCGCAGCGCAGGUCACACCCGGUCGGUGCGGUCGAUGCUUCCGAGAAGUCGCUUGCUCGCGAUGGUGGUGCUAGUGGUGCUGGACAAUUGCUGUUUCCGACGUGGCACCCGGCCGGAGCCGUCAAGGCUCCCGAGGAGACCAGCGCUCCCGAGGGGACCGACGCUUCCGAGGGCACCAGCUCUCGUGGUGAAGAUACCCGCGAGAAAUUGUCUCGCGAAGAUGGAAAUAUUUCCAUCAGUUCGGUCCGAGGACCGAGCGCCCGACACCCAACGGGACCCAUAAAGAGGACUACAAGGGACGACUGUCCCUUGUUUUCCGCCGCCGCCGGUGCUGGAAACCAAUCUUCUCUGCUAUCUCACACCACACACCAGACGGGCAUUCGCCCCGUGGUGUUGGUACAUCCGUUCUUCUCACGCAUCCGGAUAAGGCCAAUGGCCGCCUAUCUGACGGUCAUCAUCUCAUUCCGGGUGUGGGUACGCAUGUUGCACUCUUGAGUGGGCUUGAAGUACAGUACGCCUUCGCCACUCGGCCGGCAGUCAAGUCCCUCACGAUUCGGAUCCUCGCUAGAGGUCCGAAGGCAGAAAAACUGGGAGCCGAAGAGGGAAUUAUUUCCCUCGGCUCGGGCCCGAAAAUCG